UAAUGAGCUUUUUUAUUUUUUUUAGGUGUUUACUUUGUUAUUACUUAGGAAAAUGAAUCUCAGAAUGACAGUGGGAUCUUAGCUGAGACUUUUCUGCAUGAAAUCAACUAUUAAAACUUUUCAACUAUGAUUUAUUUUAUUGCUCUGUAUUUAAAUGUAAAUAUUUCAGGUGAAAAGGGCAAGUACUGAGGUGUUUCAUUAUAAAAGGUUAUGAUCCAAUGGAAGUAGCAUUCAGAGAUAGUAUUUAAUUAGCUUUUAAUUAGCACAGAAACAGUGGAGCAGGUUUUUUUAAAACUUACAUAACUUAGGAAAAAGAACUAUGUUAGAAAUAAUGAAGCCUUCAUCAGUGAAACUAGAGAUUAUUGUUAACAAAUCUAGGAAUAUUUUCUGACAAAAAUAUGGAUAAAGAACCUGAAGUGGGCGAUGCAUGCCACUGAAGAAUAAACAAAAAGCACAAAAUAACACGUAAUAUAUUUGAAGUAUUUUCAUUAUAAAUAUAUGAAAUUAAUGUUAAAACCAUAAAUAGCAUUCUUUAAAUAUUAUAUAAAAAUGAUUGUUUUAUGUAUUUUCAUUAUGAGCAAGCAAAAGUUUUCGAGUUCUGCCUCAAGAUUUUAGAUGUUUUAAACUAUAUUUGAGUUCACACUAAAUUAUGUAGUAGAUGGUUAGAUGAUACCUAUUUAUAUCUUGCCUCCCUUUUUUCCUAGCUUAAGUGGAUAUGUUAACAGUCAUAUAUUCCCAAGGGCAUUCUGAAAUUCUGGUGUGAAUCAUAUCCCAAUUAGUGAGCAAUUUUUAUAGUUUUCACCCAGACAAAAUAGAUUACCUGGGGAAAAAGUGACAUAUUACUAUGAGAAGAGGAAAAUAUAAUUGUGCAGCAAUUCUACAAAUAGUAUUGUUAUUUACCCAGUUUGUUAAAGUCUAACAGUAUUUAAUUUGGAAUAAUUAACCAAAUUGUGGUAUAUUUGUGAACAAGUAUCUAAUAAGAAUAAAAAUACUUUCUUCAAAGAAGUGUAGGAAGUUAUUUUCAUGGGCCUAUUAAAAUAAUUUUUAUCAGGUUAUAAACAUACCUCUUAUUAUAUUUCUCAUUGUUCAGCAUAAAAAAAACCUGGUUUUUAAUUCACUGUUUACCUUUUCGCUCCUUUUUUUUUUUUUUUUCCACUUCAGGCAUUGGUUUGCCUUUUUAAGACCAAGAUUUUAGCAAAUUAAUUGUAAGAUUAGUUAAUAUAGCCAUUGUUGUUCAGUGAAAGUACUUUCUGGAGUCAUUAGCAGAUGACAUUGCUAAAGGCUAUGUGGAAUUUGUGUUUGUGGUAAAGAAUGGUUUAACAAAUGAAAUGAUAAGUUAACUUUUUGUAUUCCUCAUUGAAUGACUUGUAGUCAUUUAUUUUAUUUGAUUACCUUUUUUGCCAGAUCUGUAAUAAUUGUAUUUAUAUUGUUGCCAACCUUAGCCAAAGGCUUAGACUCUAGUGUAUAGAACUUAUCAAGACAUCUGUACCAUAAAAAUGAAAUUUAAAUUCACCUUAAACAAUUACACUGUGCAUCUUCAAAAAAUAGUAAAAUUUCUGAAAUUUGUACUGUACUCUAGUACAGUUAAAGUUUAUAAAGAAUCUAGUACCAAGUAGAAAGUAUUUUUUGUAGAUUGUGUAAGCAAGGUUACUUGUUUUUGUUAUUACAUGAAGUUUCCAAUAUAACAGGAAUUGAACUCGUCAUUAACGUAUAGGGGAAAACUUCACAAGGAGCGAAAGAAUUGUAAAAAUUUCAUAAAACUCAAAUCUUAAGCAUGCUUACUUUUACUAUUCAUUAUAUUUCCAGCCUAUACUUUUGACCAUAGUUGUAUUACUUUUCAACAAAAGUCAUGAAAAAUAAUUUAGAUUAAUAUUUCUUAAACUUGUGGUUUAUGGUUUUUUUAUAUUAAAGAUCUUUAUCAUUCCAUAGAAUUCUUUAUUUAAAUUUUAAUGGCAUUCUGACCAGGAUUCCAAUGUUAAUUAUAUUAACUUAUGGAUUGCCUCUGUUUUUUUAAACUUAGGAUCCCCAAAUCUUUAGUCAUAAUCAUAAUUUCAGAAUUUACUUCUUUUGAUUAAACUGUAAUACAGUGAAAUAUUUAUGACAAUUUAUAAAACAUUUGGUUACUCUUGUGUAUACAAUGAAAUAAGUACCCAGCCAGAUACUCCUUUAUUUUUGUUUGAUUAACUGUUCUACUUUUAAAAACUUUAAUAUUCUUUGAUUCUAGGGAAUAAUGCUUCAAUAAAUAUAGAGGUAGACCCAAGGCAUCCUACUAUGCUUCCGGAGUGCUGCUUUCUUGGAGCUGACCAUGUGGUGAAACCCCUGGGAAUUAAGCUGAGCAGAAACAUACAUUUGUGGGAUCCAGAAAAUAGCCUGUUACAAAAUUUGAAAGAUGUUUUAGAAAUUGAUUUUCCAGCUCGUGCCGUCCUGGAAAAAUCUGAUAUUUCUAUGGAUUGUGGAAUUUGUUAUGCGUAUCAACUUGAUGGUGCCAUUCCUGAUCAAGUGUGUGACAAUUCCCAGUGUGGACAGCCAUUCCAUCAAAUAUGCUUAUAUGAGUGGAUGAGAGGACUACUGACUAGUAGACAGAGUUUUAAUAUCAUGUUUGGUGAAUGUCCAUAUUGUAGUAAGGUAAGCAAAUUAUUAAUCACAUUCAUAAAAUGUCCUUAGCUUUUUUU
Hipposideros armiger (great roundleaf bat) is the source of this 2672-nucleotide messenger RNA. It is a transcript of the gene FANCL, whose product is annotated as FA complementation group L. Lineage: Eukaryota; Metazoa; Chordata; Mammalia; Chiroptera; Hipposideridae. The record is from RefSeq and is a predicted model, not a curated record. Gene Ontology annotation, molecular function: ubiquitin protein ligase activity. Gene Ontology annotation, biological process: interstrand cross-link repair; protein monoubiquitination. Gene Ontology annotation, cellular component: nucleus; Fanconi anaemia nuclear complex. The coding region runs from base 2272 to 2664 and encodes 130 amino acids. The transcript has 5 exons.